Paramecium sonneborni is the source of this 1187-nucleotide messenger RNA. Lineage: Eukaryota; Ciliophora; Oligohymenophorea; Peniculida; Parameciidae. The record is from the annotation of a GenBank genome assembly.
AUUUUUUUGAAUGAGUGAAAUAAAUGAAUCAAUAAUAGAAGCUCCUUUAAAGGCUUUACUUGAAGAUGUAAAUAUUUAUAUUAUGAUGAAAGGUAUUGUUUUGUUUAGAAGGAUAUUUAGAAGGUUAAAAUGAUUUAAAGAUGAUUGAAAAUUAAUUAAAAGAUUAUGAUACAUUGGUUGGACUAGUGAAAAUAAUAGGGAAUGUUUUUAAGACAUUAAUGAAGAAAGUAGAGAAGAAGAUGAAUCAAUUAAAAAUGAACAUAAAUGAUAAUAAUAGUUCUUAUAGAAGUUAUCAUGCUGAAGAAGAAUAUGAGAAAUUGGAAUAAAUAAUAUAAAAAUAUGAAGCAGAAAUAAGAGGACAUAUAAGUGUAAGAAACAUAUAUAUGAUUUUAUUAAAGAUUGAAUAAUAAUUGAAAUUGUAUAAUGAGAGUUUGUAAUAGAAGAUUGAAGACAUGGAAAAAUAACAUAAAGAGACAAUAGAAUAAAUGCAUAAACAAAUGAAUAUAUUAAAAAAGGAUUUAGGUAAAUCUACAGAGAGUUAAAGAUAAUUAAUUAAAGAAAAUGAACAUUUGAGAGAAUCUGUAGAACAUCCUCCAAAAACUAUUAUGCAUACUGAAGGAGAAAUUAAUGGGAGAAUUAAAGAUAAAAAGUAAAUUGUAUAAAUUUAUUAGUUUUGUCAUUCAGAUCAUAGAUCAAAGAAGAUAGAUUAUAGUAGUGAAUAUCCUACAUCAAGUAUUAAUUUACAAUCUUAAAACUCUAUUAGACAUUCUAUUCCAUUUAAAUCUCAAUCCUAACAUCAUAAAUCAAUCAAAUUAAACAAUUAGAUUUAACAUCGUAAUUCAUAAGAAUAAGAUUUAUUUAUUAAGUAUAAUUAACUCUUAAAAUAACAUGCUUAAUCUAUAACCUAAAGAUCUUAAAUUAUAUAAGCUAGUUAAUAUUUACUCAAAGGAGGUUUUGUAAAUCAUAAUAAGUAGAGAAAUACUCUUAAUAUUAUAUCUGAUAUAUGUAAUGCUUAAUAAUAAAAAUCUUCAUAAAGAAAUAAAAGUCAAGGUAAUAGUUCUAAAACUGGAAAUAACAAUAAUUCUUAAAAUAAUAUCAAUGCUAGUAAUAAAACUACUACCCAAAAGAUUAUAUCAGAAACAUCUAAAACUAAUGAAGCCAUUUAAAGAUUACUAAAACUUAAAUGA